UAGUAUUUGAUAAAACAGCCGCGCGUUGAAUGCAUAUUUUCUUGUUUACUUAAUUAAAAUGGUAAUGUGAUUUAUUUAAUUCAUUGAUAAGAAAUGUGUUUCACUAUAUCAGAUACGUAAUUAUUGUGAAUUGUUGUUUUAUCAGUCGACAAACAACAACAGUCUUUAUUUCAAGGUCAUAUAUGUGCUGGUAAAAGAGCAUACUUUAAAGUCGUGUAGUUUUAAAUGAUUGGUUUAUUGUGGUUCCAUUCACGAGUAUAGACGCAUGUAUGAACGGGAUUUCAUAUCAGGAUUACAAAUCUGUGACACUCACACGCAUAAUGUGUUUAUCUAAACUAUUCUGGAAUGUUCCAUGACAAAUAAAGAUGACGCAUGCGCAGUGUUCAUUUUAAAUUCACUGGAAAAUACAUCACAAAAGUUAUGGCCAGUGAGCGUAAGUAGCGCAUGCGCAAAAACAAUCGUCAACUCUUGAAAAAUGUUUGGUCCUUGCGAAUGUGAAAUGUUUAAUUCAUUCAGGAGUUGUGACGAAGGCAUAGAAAUGAAAACAUUACAAAAGAUGUUAACGUAAAACUGUUUAUCUUCACAGGAACGUCUAAUAUGUGGCCUAUACCGUUAAUGCAUGCUCAGUAAUAAUCUUAACUUCGCCGGAACACUGAGAAAGUAAUUCACGUGAAGUGUAUUUUAUUCUUGUCUAGAAAGCUAAAUUUAUCAUAUGAGUUUCAUAAUUUUUAUUCAAAUAGUGAAACAUAGACAAGUUUAUUGCUUUUGCAUUUGGUUAAAUGUUUACAUUAUGCUUUCUGGAGCACUAAUGACAACGACGCAUGCGCAGCGUUAAUAUUUAGCACUUUGGAACGCCAGACAAAACAAGAGCGGUCAUUUACCUUUUCCUAUUCUGCAACAAUAAUUAGAAGAAACAAUUAAACAAAUGCCCUUCUGUAUCAAUAAAGAUGCACUGACAAAGACAUGCCAAUAACGUUACAAACACCACGUUUUGUAUUUUGUUCCGUUGCCAACAACUUCGUUUCAUUCUCUUUGCACUUAAAAGUGCAUAUGUACAAUGCAUGUGUCUACUGCCUAUGGACAUAACAUAUCUAUUUAUCUAUAUGCAUGUAUUCCGGCAAGACAGUGUUCUUUAUCUGUAGAGGGAUGUUAAAGGACUUUAAUCAAUUUAUCAAAAUGGACGUUACAUAUUGAGGUAAUCCAUGGCAGUAAAUGGCAUCUUAAUAAAUCAUUAGCAAGUCUUGGCAGCAGUAAGCAAAAUACUGGCAACCUAAAAGUCCCCGCAUAGCUGUGGCAACGGUCAUGCAAAUAUUGGAAAUCGUUCACAAACAUAGGCAUUAAUCACUUUAUGUAGGCAAUUAGAAAGCCUUUGCAAUACUGGACAAAUAAAUACCUAAGAAAAAUCUGGUAACUGCCUCACUAAUGAAGGGUUUUCAACGUACAUUUUCAGAUAUACUGUUACUCGUGGUUUUUCUCAUUCUUACUGCUUUAUUGUUUACAAUCUACACUAGUACCAAAUCUGUUCCGUUACGUCCCGUUCCGUAUGACUUUGAAGAGAGUUACACGGUCGAACCAGUGUUUAACAAAGUGUUUGUCAACAAAAGCCAGUUCGAUCUUCGCAUUAUUGUAAUCACUUACAACAGGGCAGCUUCAUUGUUAAGGUUAUUAAAAUCGAUCAAUAAUGCCGAAUAUUACUCUGAUAAAAUCAAAUUAGAGGUCUGGGUUGACAUUUCCAAGGAAGGUAAAAAAGACAAUGCGACGAUAAACACCGCGUAUGAAUUUGAAUUUAAACAUGGGUCAUAUGAUGUUCACGUGAGAGAAAAGCAUGCCGGUAUAUAUGGACAAUGGCUGACUUCCUGGAAGCCGGUGAAACAAUCUGCAGAGGUCAGCGUUAUUCUUGAGGACGAUUUAACAGUGUCACCGUAUUUCUAUAAAUAUCUUAAACUUGUGCAUAGGAAAUAUGACAGUCACCCAGAGAUCAACGGGUACGCUUUACAAGGUGUUUCGAUUAAACACCACGUACGUGACAUGUCCACCCUUGAGGGGCCUCCCGGAAGUUUAGUUUUUCUAUAUCCGGUUCUCGGCACGUGGGGAUUUUCUCCAGUGACGGAUAAAUGGAUUGGAUUUUUAGACUGGUUCUAUUCAUUACGUAACAUGAGUGACGUAAACCCGGAUAUACCAAACAAUAUUGCGUCAGAGUGGUAUAAUAUGUUUCUCAAAGAGGGAAAGGCAGACACCAUGUGGGAAAUUUGGCACAUAUACCACGCUUGGCAAAACAAUUUAUACACUCUUUAUUCAAACUUCCCUGGACAUGCGGGGCUUAGCAACAGUCACAGAGAAGCGGGCCUACACUACGGUUCUAGCGCGGGAGCAUCUAACGAACUUCUUGAAGAGUGGAAGCGAGAAUAUGAUUAUCUACCAGACUGGCCUCAUCAUUUGGACAUAUCUGGAAAAUUUUCAUGAAACUCAGAUGGUAGUUAGUACGUAUCGUCACCUUAAUGCAAUAACUGAUUAACUCCUAUUUAAUUUAGAAGGACUUGGCCUGUUACUGCACUAAGGUGACGGUAUGUUAAGUAAGCACAACUACCAUGUCUAGAACUGGAUUUACAAAUUAUUACGUCUUUUUCAAGAAUUUUGUUCGGUUUUCAUGACGUACGUGUAUAUUUUAGUUCUUAAUUAUUUUCCUAUUUUUUAAAAAUUUCUAUCUAUUAUAUUCGGGAAGCGUUUGUUGGAUAAGAUUUGUGUUGAUCCUUGUCAUAUAGAGGAUUAUUAUCUACCCGAGGCACGGAUAGAGUUGACAUGCAUCUCAUUUUUAGGAGUUUAAGAUAAAUGAUCGUAAGAUAAAUGCAAAGAAAUAGAUACCGAACAUCAUAACAGCAAAGCAUACAGCAUAAGUUCUUAUCAAUUCGGCAUAUUACGUUACUUUCCGUUUAUUUUAAAGGAGGUAAAUGUGAAGCGUAUCAAUUCACUUUUGUCUAUACAUUAUCAUCUUUUUAGCAUAUAAGAUGGUCUCAAAAAGAUUCUGUCACGAUAAAUUAUGAUACCGAAAUAAAAAAAAAUGCACUGGCAUUUAACACUCUUUUAAUUACGAUCAACUUUCAAAAAAUGGAUAGAUCUACAAUCAAAAUCCAACGCUUGGACAUUCUAAUUGUAAACCAGUCUAAGCCGGCAAGACGGUUAUCCGUAAUGAACUAGUCUAAGCUGUGAUGGCGAAUUUUCGAAGGGAACCAGUCUUAACUCAGAAGGUGGAUAUUCGUAUGGAACCAGUUGAAAGUUUUGAAGCAAGCAUUGAGGUAUCAAUGUAAAAGACAUACAAAUGCUACAUAGUUUGGACGAAAGUCACUUUGUUAUCAAAUAACGAGAUAGUAUUAAUUCUCUAAAAUGUAAAAUGUCAAAUUUUUACCAUAUGGAACGAGGCAUGCGUGACUUACAUAUAGAUUGUGUUCGUUCAUUUGUGUGUCUGUUCCUUUCUUUUUUUCUUCUUUUUUUUUGUUGUUGUUGUUAACUUCUUGAUUGUAUAUUUUUGUUUGGUAUAUGUAUAUAUUAUUUUUAAUUUCUGAAGAUAAACGCAUAUUGACAAAACUUUCAUGACAAUCCUUUUUGAUAAUAAAAAUAAAUAGAAUUCACACCGAGACCGUUAAGCCAUUUCGUCUUAACAUAUUUAUGAAUUUAAGAGCCCUACAUAUGUAAAUACGAGUAUCUGAUUGUAUGCGUUGUAGUAGUAGUUAGAAUAUGCUUUUACUAUUUAGCAAUCAUUUAAUUGUUAAUAAUAUUUCUAUAAUUAAUCAUAUGACAAAACUGUUAUGACGAUAUCACCCGAAACUAGUCGAUACUAACCGAUUCAUAAGGAUAUAUAUUAUCUUCUACAUACGAUUACAUCUGCAGCGGAAUUUACUAAUUAAAUGCAGCUUUAACAUUUGUACAAUUUUCAAACGAGUUUACAAUUAAAAAACAAACAUAUCAAACUUAAAUAUAAUGUAGUGUAAUUAUGGAUGUGUUUGAAUAUUAUAUUACUUAUCAAAAGGCACAUAACUCCCAAUGUAGGUUAGCUAUUCCUUAUUUUAUCGAUAUUUUUUAUCUCAUUUGAGUAAUUAAAUGAAGAGAACACAAUUAAUUAAUGAAAUUCCGUGUUUAUUUCUACAGAGGAUACAAUAAAAAUAUUAAUCAAUGGUAAAAAAGGUUCGAUAAAUUAUAUGUUAAUGCUGUUAGAAUUGUGUAUAAGUUAUCUGCGCUUUAAAGAAAAUUCAAGGGCUGAUAACUCGUAAAUGAGGUAGGUGACCCCAAAUUUUUAUUUGCCUAAAAUGUAUCUGCUAUAACAUUCUAAGAACAUGCAAAGUUUAAAUAACUUCUAUAAUGUAGCUUUCAAUGUGCUUAUUCAUUUUAUGUAACCCUGCAGCUGCCUGACUCCAGAUGAGCAAAAAUAUACCAAUAAAAUUAGCCUUGAGAAAAUGGACAUGCAUUAACUUUUUAAUAAAAGUUACAAAAAUCCACAAUCCACAAUUCAAGAAAUAAUUUGUAUGUUAUAUGCAAUGAAUAGCUGAUUUUGAAGUAUUUACAUGUAUUUCCAUAUUGCAUAAAUUACUUUUGUUGUUCAGUUGACAGUGUUUGACUUUUAAAUGCAUCUUUAAAAAUUGAUGGAAAUUAUCAUGAAUACUUUAAUUAUUGAUAAUUUGUGACUGAAUUUACACUUCUUAUCACCGUUACAACUAUCAUAAAGCUGGCGUUGUACUUUUUAUAUUUCGACAUAUUAUAUAUUAAUUUUGUAAGUGUUAGUGCCUUAUGCUAUUUUAAAUUAUUGUACAUUUCAUAAAUUUGAAAAAAAAUUCUAAAUGUUCAUGAAAAAAAUCUUAAUAAAUAUUCAAGAAUACUGCAUUUGUUUGAUUCGUCCUGUUAUCCACAUUCUGUAGGAAAAAAUAAAUCCAUAUUUACAAUUUGUCUGUAUGUCGCAAUAAUUAGGUUUUUAUUUGUUUUGGUCGUCAGACCAAACAAAUAAUGGUAGCGAAAUUUCAGACUUUAACAUGCUUAUUUGCAAAAACCGAAAGUAGUCAAAACUCCUCGAAGUGGUUUCUUCCCUAAAGACGAAAAAUUAAGGGGAGAUCACUGCGUAAAGAUUGUCAAAUGACAGACGCAUUAAUUUUCAAGCCUUCUCUGAGAAGAAAAAAAUAAUUACCGAUUGGACAAAGAUUUCUCAUAUUGUGUAAGUCUAUACAGAUAUGCAUGCUUAUAUUAAGCUCCAUGAUUAUUUACAUCAGUGUUUCACAACAGGUUUACCGUGAACAAAAUAUCUCGAAAUUAAUAAGGGUUACAAACCCUAAUUAAGAAUAAUGUGGUUUUCUUCAGGCUGUUAUUUUAUAAUCUCCACGUGGUCCGAGGGAUGCAUGCUCGUUUAGGAAGCA
Messenger RNA from Ruditapes philippinarum (Manila clam), 5396 nucleotides. RefSeq lists its product as uncharacterized. Lineage: Eukaryota; Metazoa; Mollusca; Bivalvia; Venerida; Veneridae. The record is from RefSeq and is a predicted model, not a curated record. Bases 1423 to 2463 code for a protein of 346 amino acids. The transcript is spliced from 3 exons.